AUGGAGUAGUAUUGAGGAGAAGAUGCACACACAAACACACACAGAGGAAGAGCAAUAUGGGGAAAAUUGGGAGCGGAAGAGGUUGCGUAUGGGCUAUUCUUAUGCUGGUGCUGUUGUUGUUGGCAAGUGAAAUGGGGGUGGCAUCGGCAUCGGCAUCAGUGGGGGAGCAGAAGAGGACUUGUGAAUCGAAGAGCCAUCGGUUCAAGGGCACAUGCCUAAGCAACAAAAACUGCGGGUCCGUGUGCAACACAGAGGGCUUCCACGGUGGCAAGUGCCGCGGCAUCCGCAGGCGCUGUUUCUGCACCAGACCCUGUUGACUCAAUAUCAUCUAAAUAAGCCAUAGCCUGUCCUAAAUCCUAAUCCUCUCAUCUUCACUUGUAUCACCACCCAACUCAUCUCUUUUGAGUUCUACAUAUUGCUAUCUUUAUUUAUAAUGCCAAACUAUUUCCGACUCCA
This is a messenger RNA of Salvia hispanica, 456 nucleotides long. Its product is annotated as defensin Ec-AMP-D1-like. Gene Ontology annotation, biological process: defense response. NCBI's taxonomy places the organism in Eukaryota, Viridiplantae, Streptophyta, Magnoliopsida, Lamiales, Lamiaceae. The record is from RefSeq and is a predicted model, not a curated record.